Ictalurus punctatus (channel catfish) is the source of this 2902-nucleotide messenger RNA. RefSeq names its product solute carrier family 39 member 9 (gene slc39a9). The record is from RefSeq and is a predicted model, not a curated record. Gene Ontology annotation, biological process: transmembrane transport; zinc ion transport. Gene Ontology annotation, cellular component: membrane. The transcript has 7 exons. Bases 613 to 1533 code for a protein of 306 amino acids. Gene Ontology annotation, molecular function: metal ion transmembrane transporter activity. NCBI's taxonomy places the organism in Eukaryota, Metazoa, Chordata, Actinopteri, Siluriformes, Ictaluridae.
UCCCAGCUGGCGUUUAGCUGAAGCCCAAGCGAGCAGUUAUUAAUGCAGGGAUUGCAGAAAUACGGCGGAGAUUUAAUCUCUAUCCUUUCGCGGUUAAUUUAAUAAUAAUGUCGUUGGUUACAGUCUCUUAAGAAACUAACUGGAUGACGGGGUAAUUAACGUGCUGCUAGUCGGCUAGGUAGGCUAAUUUAUUGAGGUUGAAGUGAAGGAGCUACAGGUUUUUGCCACUGUGGCAGCAACAACAGAAGAAACCAAACCCGCCUGAGUGCACUUGUUAGUCGUGUUUAGUUCAGUGUGACUGCUGCAGUGUGUAUAAAAGUGUGUGUGUUAAUGUCUGAAUUACAUUGAAUGGAUUAUUUGAUGUAAAAGACCUUCGUUGCGCGCGCUAAUUUGCUAACCAGGGCGAAGAACACACGUUUUUUUUUAUUGACAUUGCUUCCUUUAUUAGUCUUAAUUGUACGUCACAAACACGUUUUAAUCAGCUGCAGUGAGGUGCUGGUUAAUACAGCCGCUUUAACACACAGACGGAUACAGGGUGUUGUGUUGACAUUAAGCUAGCAGAGAGGCUGUGCAGUAGAUUUGUAGUGAAGCUAGUUCGGAUAGCCAUCGGAAAUGGACGACUUCAGUUCAAUAAGCCUGCUUUCUCUGGCCAUGUUAGUGGGAUGUUAUGUUGCAGGAACAAUUCCUCUGGCUGUCAACUUUUCAGAGGAAAAGCUGAAGCUGGUGACGGUGUUGGGAGCAGGUCUGCUAUGUGGUACUGCCCUGGCUGUCAUUAUUCCUGAGGGAGUCCAUGCACUGUAUGAGGAGGUCCUGGAGGCAGGACACCACGCUCACGGUCAGGCCGAGGUGUCCGCGCCGGAUCAGAAAGCUGCAGAGUCGGUGGUAGGAUCGAGUCACGAACAUGCGCACAGUCAUGAGGAGCUCCAUGCCUUCAUCGGUGUCUCUCUGGUGCUGGGAUUUGUCUUCAUGUUGCUGGUGGACCAGAUUGGCAGCUCGCACAUACACAGCGGCGAUGAUCCAGAGGCAGCGAGGGCAGCCAGCUCUAAAAUCACCACUACGCUUGGUUUGGUUGUCCAUGCUGCAGCUGACGGAGUUGCACUUGGAGCAGCAGCUUCUACCUCUCAGACGAGCGUCCAGCUUAUUGUAUUCGUGGCUAUCAUGCUUCAUAAGGCGCCUGCUGCCUUUGGCCUCGUCUCAUUCCUAAUGCACGCGGGUUUAGAGAGAAACCGAAUCAGAAAGCACCUGCUGGUCUUUGCCUUGGCUGCUCCUGUUAUGUCUAUGAUCACCUUCCUAGGCCUCAGCCAGAGCAGUAAAGAGGCGCUGUCUAAUGUCAAUGCCACAGGAGUGGCCAUGCUGUUCUCGGCUGGCACUUUCCUCUACGUUGCCACGGUGCACGUCCUGCCCGAAGUCGGAGGAAUGGGUGGGCACAGCCACUCGGCCGGAGGGGGAAAAGGACUGAGCAAGCUGGAGGUGCUGGCACUCGUCAUAGGCUGCAUCAUCCCUCUCGUGCUCUCCGUUGGCCACCACCACUAAAAAUGGAGGAAAAAAAAAGACUGUCGUGAACAGUGGACUUUUAAAAGUGGUGGCCAAUUUAUCUCAUCAUGCCUCUGUAUGGAUCAGAUCUGCAGCACAGAAAUGGACUUAUCGGGCAACUGUGAGAUCACAUGACCAUAACCCCAAAGUUCUAUGUGCUGAUUACAGGCAUUAACCGUACAUAAACAAGUGAUACCACAGGUUCAUGCUUUUUAUGGUAGGUUUUUUGUUUUGUUUUGUUCCUUACUCUACACAUUCUUUUUCUUCCAUUGUGUCUUCUGAAAUGUUUCUCUUUAACAAAAGUAACAGUGGACUACAACUUUUUUUUUUUUUUUUUUUAAUUUUUUUGAAUAUAUAUAUAUAUAUAUAUAUAUAUAUAUUAUAUAUAUGUAUGUAUAUAUAUAUAUAAUUUGUGGUGAGUGUCAUAACCAUUUUGAGUCACGUGACGGAAACUUUUUAUUCUGAAUGUGAUUCCAUGUUUUCUUUCAGAUUUUUUUCUCUCUACACAACAGUAUGGAUUCAGUGAAUGACAGUUUAUCUUGGUUCUUCACAUGUGACUUAUAGUGUUAGUCGUCUGAGCUUCAGAUUAGACUUCAUAUCUGAGCUGUAUGGCCAUAACAUGUAGACAUUUGUGCAGCAAUAGAGUUUUUUCCAGCAUACAGCUUGUGGUUGAUUAGUAUUUUCUGUUCUAAUGAAUUGAGGAGGAGGAUUUUGUUUUGUUUAAUUUAUCAUCUUGAACAAAUAGUUCUGAAAGUUUCUUAGGUGUAGUCGCUACACAGCAUCCACUUAAUAUCUAUUUUCUAAUCUGCCAAAUUUUUUUUGAAUAUUUCAUUUUUAAACAAAAUAGUGAAAUAGAAAUGGUGUCUAUUUCCGGUGGUGAAAAGCUGAAACGAUGGAAGGCUUUUAUACACUCAAGGGACCAUAGGUAAUGUUGAAAAGAGGUAAUGAGUGGUAGAAUGGUGUAUAAUUAUUUAACAUGCUGGCUAUUUUAAUAGCGGUUUAAAUUGUGGGGAAGCUAUUUGGCUAGAAGGAGCUGCUUGAGCUUUUUACUUGUUUGUGUUUGUUACGUGUCACUCACACUCAGCUGCUGUUCACUUUGAGAAGCAUCUCUGAGCUCUGCUGAUGUGGUCAGGGUGGGAUGCUUUUACUGUAAUUAUUGUGGUGCCUGCCCAAAGCAGAACCUCUGUAUAUAAUGCAUUGUGUACAAAUAAGUCAGAUGAGCUUAAUGAAAACUUCACUUGUAGCCCUCCUGUACUGAGUUUAUACUCAGGCUUUUAGUACAGUUAAUAAUGGCAAAGGUUAAUGGGGUUGAUUCAUGUGAUGGGUAAGGUAAUGUAAUAAAUUUACAUUGAAUCACAAUAAUGCUACA